Messenger RNA from Orbilia oligospora ATCC 24927, 1623 nucleotides. RefSeq lists its product as uncharacterized. The transcript has 5 exons. The coding region runs from base 1 to 1623 and encodes 540 amino acids. The record is from RefSeq and is a predicted model, not a curated record. NCBI's taxonomy places the organism in Eukaryota, Fungi, Ascomycota, Orbiliomycetes, Orbiliales, Orbiliaceae.
AUGUCCUCUUCCUUAUCUCUAUACGGAAUGUUCGGAACCGACCCCAGCCCCCGAGUACCAACCCAACGACCCUUCCACCACCCCUUCGACCUAACAUUCUACCCUCACCCACUUACCAGACGAAAAACCUCCUACCUUCCACAAUUUUCAAGUCGAGAACAUACCAUUCGCCGGAUCUCCUCGAGUAUUCGUCAUCGUGUUGGUUGGAUCGAAGAUAUUACAAAUCUUGAUAGUUUUAAAAGGUUAUUAUUAUUACCACAUGACGAUAACAAAUCGAUAUCUGGAGGGACGUUGAUGUCUCCGUCUGAUGGGAUAAAUGAUGGGGAAAUUGAGUUUUUGUUUGAAGAGUUGGUGGGGUAUAAAGCGUAUGUGAUGGAAUUAAGAAAGAACGGUGUUUUGAUAGAACCUGGUGUCGAUGGGGUUUGGAAACAAGAUGGUUUAUUGGAUGAAUCGUCGAGAGGACGGUUGAAAGAAGCUGCCUCAACCCUCUCAUCCCUCCCCGCCAGCUCAAGAAACUGGCCCACCCUCCCGGAUACCCCCGAAAAGGACCUUCUAGACCCCACAAUCUAUCCCAUAAUCUACGACGAAACCCUCUCACGAAAUCAAAUCGACUAUCAAAAAGUAACCGCAGUAACCCUUCCAAGCCUAAAAUGUCGUCAAGUGCACGGAGUCUCCAUUGAAGAACAAGAAGAAAUUCAAAAGCUAGGUCUGGACACAUUUUUCUCCUGGCUACCUUCAGAAUUCGAAGUCUCGCCCUCUACAGGAGAAACAAAGAUAGUAUCUUAUAUAAACAACUUGACAUUACCGGGACAAGAUGUAAUUUUCCAUCCGCUUUUGGAAAAGGUGUUUUCGGGGACUGUAAAGGCGUUUAAUCACGUUUUGGCAGAUUUGGAUAGAAGGGUUUAUAAUAUUAAAAAACGAGAUGAUGAUGCUGAGAGGUUUAUGCAUAAAUGGAGUUCGCCGAUUAUUUCUAAGGAUAGGAGUUUGGAAGGAAAAACGGUGAAAGUGGUGGUUAGGAUGGUACAGAUUGAUCUGGAUCCGAAGAAAGUGAGGUAUAUGUAUGCCGGCGGUGAAUGGCGUGUGGAAGGGAUGGCGAACGAACGGAUAGUAGCAACAUCGAUAUAUCAAUAUUCACAAGAAAAUGUUACGGACUGCUGUAUCCAAUUUCGAUUAAAAUCUUUUUAUAUAGACGACUACCAGUUCAAACCUACAAGGGGGGAUACGGAGUUCGUGGGGUCGAUGAAGUUAUCGGAGAACCGCGCAAUCACAUAUCCAAAUACAUUCGAAAGCCGUUUCUCCGAUUUUAGUUUGAAGGACAAGACAAAACCUGGCCAUAUAAAGCUACUAAUCUUUCAUCUCUGCGAUCCGUUUGGGCAUGAGAUCCCAUCAACCCGUACUAUCCGUCCCCAACAACCAGAACAAUUCGAAAACCUAUUGCGAACUACAAGACUGGGUAUCCUACCCGAAGAGAUAUACCAAGAAAUCACACAGGAUGAGUGGGGGAAUAUUAUUACUGAAGAGGAGGUUGGAGAGUAUAGGAAAUUGAUGGUGGAGCAUAGGGAUGGGAUUUUUAAGAAGAAGGUUAAGCGGGCCUCGAAUUCUCGUGUUAGAAGGAAGGAAUAG